CCUACUUUCCCCUCCCACUAUACUUCCUUGAGGUAACUCACCCAAACAGACGAAGACCUAAAAAGUAGGUCAAAGCACCGGCAGUUAGUGAAUAUACCCUUUCAACGUAGAGCAUUGUAUAAAUAGCCGUUUUAUCUUCUAAGAAUGCCACGAACAAGAAGAAGACGUGCUGUGCCAAACGCCGAUGACGGCCCUCCAGCAACCAGAAGCAGAAUGACUGUCGGAGACUCAGGUGUUAGUCUGUCAGAAGGCAGACACAAAUUAGUUACAGAUGAAAAGUUUAUGGAAAUGAACAAAGUGUUGAACAACAUUGACGAGGAAAAUGGUUUGAAAUUUAUUGAAGCAGAUUUUCACAUUGAAGACAACCGGAAGGACCACCAUACUCUUGAAUAUGAACAUAAAGAUCUGAUUGUUCGUAGAGGGCAGCCUUUUACUCUCAUGUUGAAGUUUGAUCAGCAUGUCUAUACCAGUGACCUAAUAACACUACAAUUUUGUAUAGGUGACCGUCCUCUGCAGAGUAAGCGAACAGUGGUUCGUGUGCCAGUGUUGUUUCACUCAUCAGAAACUCUCUCCACAGCUGAGAAUUGGAGUGCAGUGAUUAACGAGCGGUCAGGGCAAUCUGUCUCAGUGACUGUGACCCCUUCAGCAGAAGCAAUGGUGGGAAAAUACCAGCUGUUUGUGGAAACCAAGAGAAACGACAAAGAGAAUCGUCAGCAAGCAAAAUCCCCUAUCUAUGUCCUUUUCAAUGCUUGGUGUAAAGAUGAUGCUGUUUACAUGGCCGAUGAUGACUUAAAAGAGGAAUAUGUGUUGAAUGAGAAAGGAAGACUUUGGAGGGGAACUGUCAACAACUUUGGAGGUUCACCUUGGAAUUUUGGACAGUUUGAAGAUGUAAGUUUGGAUGCAGCCCUGUAUGUGCUUCAGAAGGCCAAGAUUACAGGACCUGCUUUAGGCAACCCAGUCAUUGUCACCAGGACUUUCACUGCCCAGACCAACAGCAUGGAUGACAGAGGAAUACUUGAGGGUCGUUGGGCGCAAGACUUCCCCCAGCCAUCUACCAAACCUUGGAUUUGGACAGGCAGUGCAGACAUUUUGGAGCAGUUUAUGGAAAAGAAGAAAACUGUCAAAUAUGGACAGUGCUGGGUGUUUUCUGGUGUUUUGUGUACCUUGUGUCGUGCUGUCGGUAUCCCAUGUAGAAGUGUCACUAAUUUUGAAUCUGCCCAUGAUUCUGAUGGCAGUGUGACCAUCGAUGUGCAUUGGAAUGAGGCUGGGGAGCCUGUGGAAGAGUUAAAUGAUUCCAUUUGGAACUUUCAUGUGUGGAAUGAGGCUUGGUUCAAACGUACAGACCUUCCAUCAGGAAAUGAUGGUUGGCAGGUCAUAGAUGCCACACCACAGGAGUCCAGUGGAGGUUUAAUGCAGUGUGGCCCUGCUCCUCUGAGUGCUAUUAAGGCUGGCAAUGUGUAUUACAACUAUGAUACACCAUUUGUGUUUGCAGAAGUCAAUGGGGACCGUAUUCACUGGGAGGUGAAAAAAGAUGGAAGCAUGGAGUGCAUUUACAUAGAGAAGUAUAAGGUUGGGCGGUUCAUUAGCACCAAGGCAGUAGGUAGCAAUGAGCGAGAAGAUCUUACGAGUGCUUACAAGUUCAAGGAAGGUUCAGAUGCAGAACGAGCUGCUGUACGCCAUGCAUUUAAGUUUGGCAGCCGCAGGGAGCAGAAAGUUUAUAAACCUGAGGCAGAAGAUGUUUCCUUCAAGAUCACCAUCCCACCUGUGGUAGCCACAGGGAAGGACUUUAAUGUCCAGCUAGACUUGAAGAAUAAUGGUAACAGCAUUAGGGAUGUCAAGGCCACCUUGACUGCCCUCACUAGCUUCUACACUGGUGUGCCCUCAGAUCGCAUCAAAUGUCAGACAUUUGAAAUAACUUUGGAUCCAGAUCAAGAAAAGAGCAUUGACAUUGAUGUGCUAGCAGAUGACUACAUGGAACUGCUGAAACCUGAUGCACUGAUCCAGGUGUAUGCCAAGGCCAGGGUGCAGCAGACAGGACAGGCAUUUGUUAGAGAGGACACCGUGGAUCUGUCACCUAGCAUGGAGGUUGACGUGUUGAAGCUACAAGCUCCAGAAAGAGUGAAUAGAUCUGAGCCAUUUGAAUUGCGUAUGAAGUUCACUAACCCUCUGAAGAUCCCCAUCACUAAAGGGAUGUUUCGCAUUGAAGCUGCUCACAUCGUACGCAGCAAGGUCAUUCCUAUAAAGAAACCUGUAGGCCCAGGGGCAGAGAUAGAGGUAGUGACAGAGCUCACCUCAGCACGUUCUGGCAAAAAAGAAAUCAUAGUUGGAUUUAGUUCUGACAAAUUAGAUGGUAUCUCUUCAUCAAUUGAAGUGUAUGUGCCUUAUUCUUAUUAAUGGUAUAUUUGUAAGUUGGACAUUCCCAAUAUAGUUUCAUUGAAGAGUGAAAAUUAAGGGCUAUAGAUAUACAGAAUCUCUUUACAUUUCAUCUCCUUAUUAGUACUUUCUUUUUUUUCUAAAAGCAUCUGAGUUAUAUAUGCAAACAUAUGUACUUGUGCACAUUUCAAGGGGUAUUGUGCAGUAGUUGUGAUUUUUAAGGUAUCAGUGUAUAUGCGAUGAAGGAUGGUGCAUUCAAUUAGUACAAUACUAGUAAUAUCUGAUGAGCUUACAUAUCUAUAAAAGCAAUUUUUGAACAAUUUGUCAGUGCUGUUUUUGGAAUUUUGGCAUUUUCCUAGUGUCAUCAAGUUGCCCAGAACACACAAAUUCUGGCUUUGUCAAGUUUACAUGACUUAACUUUUUCAAGAAGUUAUAAAGAGAAGGUCUCUUUUUAACUUCUUGACUUUUUGAAGACUGCUUUUUAUCCCCUGGCUUCAGCAUUAUUUGGCUUUAGACAAGCAAAUUAUUACAUGCACAAUUUACAUUUAUAACUACACAGAAGCAGAGAUUGUUAUCUCACUGCUUCAGAAGAACGCAUUUUCCAAAUGGAACAGAAGUUCAGACUAUAUAAAACACAUUUAAAAUGACAAGAUAAUUACAUCAUUUCAGAAUAUUAAGGCAGAAUAUUAUGGCAGCUGGUUAACAUUACUAGACAAUCAAAACUUGUGCUUUGGUUGCAGUAGAAUACCAUGUACUGUUUUUAUUGAAGGGAUAACAACUGUUCAUUUGGGAAAAAAAGUUUUCCUGGGGUGAACGACAAUUUUCCAUUACUCACAUAUUGUUUAUGAAUCUAUUCUGACAUUCAAAGUUAGUUCCUGUUUUGUUUCUAAAAAGUUUUUUUUUUCAAUAAUUUCUUAAGAGAUUAUUGCAGAGGGUAGACAUCUAUGUAGAUCACAUGGUCUGAUGGCAAGCACAUUUACAAGAAGAAUUGUGAAAACUGCAGUUUUGAUGGUAAAAUAGAAUUGUAUUUCUAGGAGUUGUUUACAAUGUAUUUAUUGUGAAAUAUGGAUCUCAUAGGAAAAGUUGUUAUCCUUUUAGUCUUUGUUAGCAGCAUUUGAAUUAAGAAAAUUGCUUUUAUUAGAAAAUGCCUUUUAUCUUUGUGUGUGUGGCUCAGUCUUGUAAAAAUAGCAUAGACUAAUAUAUUUACUAAUUAAUUUUAUUUUUAGUAACAAUAAACAUAUUUUCUAGUAAGAUUUGAAGAUUACAUAAAAGUGCAAAUUUUUUUCAUUCCACCCAUGGUCUUUAAUAUCAAUGAACCCAUUAUUUGCUUACGAAAUUAAUUUUUUAACUAAUUGUCUCUAGCACAAAGUGUUACAAACCCAGUUGUAACAGUUAUAUUUUCCUUAAUUUGAAAGAAUAAACAUGUUUGCUCUUGUAUUUUUAACGAACUUGUCUAUAUUGGCCUAAAACAAGGCUGUUUGUAUUGCGUGACGAUAUACAAGACUAGAAAAAUGUAUGUCAUGUACUCUGAAAUUUAAAACAAAUUAUUUAUUUUAGACCAAUAGCUAUUCAUUCCAUUUGUUCAUACCUUUAUCAUGAUAAACACUGUCAAAGGAGUUAAAUUGGUCCCACUGAAUACACUUUCAAAUUUACUGAAAGGAAUGAAAAGAAAAACUCAAAAUUGAAAAGUUGCAAUGGCAAUUUCAAUGUGUUUGAGACAUGCUUUAGAGCUACAAAGGAUAGCAUGUUAUAAAUUCACUACACAAAGUGUAUAUAUUUAUAUAUGUCUAAAUAGAUACAUUUAAAAGGCUUAAAACAUGAAUUUCCCAAAAAUCAGGACAAUACAUGAUCUGGAUGUAAAAUUGUGGACGGUUCACUUUUACAUCUGCUUUUUAAAAAAUGAAAGAUUACUGAAUACACUUCCUGUUUGGAGCAUACAUAAUUUUUUUUUU
This is a messenger RNA of Lingula anatina, 4325 nucleotides long. Its product is annotated as protein-glutamine gamma-glutamyltransferase K. Gene Ontology annotation, molecular function: protein-glutamine gamma-glutamyltransferase activity. Gene Ontology annotation, biological process: peptide cross-linking. The record is from RefSeq and is a predicted model, not a curated record. NCBI's taxonomy places the organism in Eukaryota, Metazoa, Brachiopoda, Lingulata, Lingulida, Lingulidae.